Cryptomeria japonica (Japanese cedar) is the source of this 2159-nucleotide messenger RNA. Its product is annotated as protein SET DOMAIN GROUP 40. The coding region runs from base 554 to 1921 and encodes 455 amino acids. NCBI's taxonomy places the organism in Eukaryota, Viridiplantae, Streptophyta, Pinopsida, Cupressales, Cupressaceae. Gene Ontology annotation, biological process: peptidyl-lysine monomethylation. The record is from RefSeq and is a predicted model, not a curated record. The transcript is spliced from 5 exons. Gene Ontology annotation, molecular function: protein binding; protein-lysine N-methyltransferase activity.
GACACUAAUGCUGCCACCUGUUUUUGAUAUUUCCAAAGCUUGCUCAGGGAGUUUCUGUUUGGUUGGUAAAUUGCCCAUACACUUGCACUUCCUUCCUGAACCACGUCACACAUUGCACAUUUCUCCGGCAAGGCAGAGGCGAGCCAUUGGAGAGUCAUCCAUAACCUUUUCAUAUGGUCGCUCCACCUGACAAUGGCUUUACUGAACUCUUGCUUGUCCACCCAUAUCUUGAGGUGCAAGUGGAGCAAAUCCCUGUAACUGUCAUGGUUGACAGUCAUGCUGGUGAAAUGCAGGCCCUCAUUUUUCAGAGACAAGAGCGGUGACAAUGAAUCUCGGCCUGGCCUUUCGCCUCCAGCAAACAUUGAACGAAGGGCUGGUUUCUGAGCUCCCUGAGAAUGCACUCACAUGCGCUCACAAAUUUGGCCAUUUUGGGGCACUGAACCAUGGCACGAAAUGCAUGACCUCGGCUCUACGUUUUUUGGCCCUACGCUGCUCUUGCUGUAGAAAACAUUGAUGUGAAAGUCAUAGGGGUUUGAGUUUGAACUUUGAAGUGAUGGUCACUGAUGUGUCUACCAAACUGGAGGUAUUGGUUGUUUAUUUAUUGAGUGAGGUUGCAAGAGGGAAAAAUUCAUUGUGGCAUCCUUAUUUGCUACAGUUGCCACGCAGUUAUGAUAUUUUGGCCAGCUUUAUUGAUUUUGAAUCACAAGCUUUGCAGGUAGAGGAUGCUGUGCAGGUUGCAGAAAGAGCCACUGCAGUAGUACACCAGAAAUGGAAGGAGGCACAAGUGCUAAUGAAUGAAAUAGGGUUAAAACAUCGAUUUAUGAAUUUCAAAUCAUGGCUUUGGGCAUUUGCAACAGUAUCUUCUCGUACACUGCAUGUACCAUGGGAUGCUGCCGGUUGUUUUUGCCCAGUUGGUGACUUGUUCAACUAUGCUGCUCCUGGAGCUAAUUGGAAAGUUGUGGAUGAUUCUACACUUGAAAGGGAGACCAUCAGUUCUGAGUCAUCCAACGAAAAUAAUUAUCAAGGCAGAAGUCAUUCUUCUUUGCAUCAAGAAAACAUUAAGGAAGCACCUGAAAUUGAAAACAAAGGAUGGAAUGACUUCAAUGGAAGACUGACAGAUGGUGGAUAUGAGGCAGAACUGGAUGCAUAUUGCUUUUAUGCACAGAAGCGAUAUUUGCAAGGAGAACAGGUCUUUCUUUGCUAUGGUGUAUACACAAACCUGGAGCUUCUUGAGCAUUAUGGAUUUGUUCUUAAGGACAAUCCAAAUGAUAAGAUUUAUAUUGACUUGGAUGAAAAUAUGCUGACCUCGAGAUUGUGGGAGAAGAAUCACCUUUAUCUUCAAUGCGAUGGGAAGCCUUCGUUUUCCUUGUUAGUUGCAUUACGGCUUUAUGCUACACCGCCAAAUCUUCGUAAGAGAAUUGGGCAUCUUGCCUUUUCGGGAUUGCAAAUAUCUCUUGAGAAUGAUAUUGCUGUCACCAAGUGGCUUCUAGGGAGAUGUAAAAAUCUUCUUGCUAAGCUUCCCACAACAAUUGAGGAAGAUGAAUUGCUAUUAGAGAUAAUUGACAAAUGUGAUGAAGAUGAUGGAUUACAGUUCAUAUCAGCUCUUUUUCAGGAUACAGAAAUGAGACAAAACAAUGAUUAUUGUGUAUUGCUGAAUCAAUUUCAAAAAUGGUCUAGACUUCAUUCAGAAGGAUGGCACAAUGUUACUGUUGAAAUAAACACAUUCUUUAGGAUACAUUGUUUGCAGAGGAAUGAAUGCAUUGACUUAUCUCAGAAACCAGAAGUCAAGCGUUCUUUGGAUAGGUGGAAAUUGGCUAUCCAAUGGAGAUUAGGAUAUAAGACAAUUCUUCAUCGUGGUAUUUUGUAUUGUAAUUUUCAGCUCAAAUAUCUUUAUUCUUCAGGGAAGAACAGGACAGAAUAACUCCUACCAAAUGUUGUAUUAAACCUGGGACAUGAAAAUGACAAGAAAGGGUUUUGUAAUUAACCUGAAAUGUUAUCAGUAAUUAAUUUAUUGUAUUAAACACAAUCUGUGUAACUUGCUGGGAAUGGAUGCAAAUCCUAAAAUCUGUAGAAGCAGGGCAUGUGGUCAUGUUUAAUGUAACAAAUCAGUAAUGGCUAUUUCAUCUUGUUCAUAAAAGUUGCACAUCUUGUUUUCUUUU